AUGGGUGAAUAUCCAGACAACGCCACUGACACGUUAUCCAGGGCGGAGCGCCUUGUGUCCAACAUCAACGCCAAAUUUGCCGCAUUUCUACAGCAGUUGAAACCAAACGAGCAUCGCAUCAAUGGAUAUGGGGAGACGCUUGUAGAUGGACGCACAUCGGCAUCUGGGUUUGUGAGAAAUACCGAAAUCAUUGAAUUGUACGGUCGAGAAGAAAGUACAAGUUCCACUCUCUUUGAAGAUGCGUCCAACCCACAUUAUGUGCAUCGCCGGAAGCGCUCAUCCUCACUCUAUUCGACAUGUGGUCGAAGCAACCAAAGUGCCGAGCGGAAUUUGUUUUUUGCUGCCAACGACUUGUGUAUGUUUCUCAACGGUGGUGUGGACUACCGCAGUAUUUGUUUGAAGUACCAGGAAACACUGGAGGUAUUACUCGGCCUUAUUCGCGAUGACAUUGGCAUGCUGCACUCAGUUAGUAUCUUCACCCCUGAUAUGGUAUCGGAUGCGGUGAAAACGCUUCGGAACCUCUACACGGAGGCAAAAAUACUGCUUGAGCAACACGGUCUUGUCUCGGGUGCGCACUCACCGGAGAGACGUGCAAGUACUUCACCUGGACGCUCACCCGACCACACGGCUACUCAAGUUGAUCGCAUCGGUUCCCAAGUUAUGGGACAGAACAAUAAUGGUUUAGAUAGUGGAAACGGUAGUGCACAGUCACGCAGCGGUGCUGAGGCACAUGCUCACGCAAUGUAUGCGAAUGGCGGCGGACACUCACCUCGGCCGGCUGCGCUUGUCGAGGGAAUACUGAGUACGAGUAGCAACAAGCACCGUAUUCCUUCCAGGCAUACAGACACGGAGAGGUAUUCCCCGUUGCAUUUUUGCAGUAGCAAGUUGAAACCACAAACCACAAAAGUGACACCUACUGAGGGUCCCGCGGCUCCCGAUGAGGUGGACAUAACCCAAGGUAUUCAUGGCUCCUCCACAAAAGAGCCUAAGAUUUCAAAUGAGGAGGCGUUUGGUCCCCAUCCCAGGGAAUGUAGGAAUAACGCCCGUCGACUUGCGGUCCAGGAAGUGUAUGAAAAAAUUUUCCAUAAUGACGGCACUGAUAUGCUUCGCGAUGUAAUGUGCCUCAUAGCGGAGAAGGAGUACGGAUUUACUGCUCCCGAGUUGAAGAAGUACGAUGUUUGCUCCCAACUUGCAAGUCGCUUGCUCCACUGCUACGCAACCGCAUCACAGCAACGCGACCAGGUACCAAAUUCAGUUACAAGUGGCCCUACACUGCCUUUUGAUUACAUAGAGAAUUGUUUCCACUGUAACGUUGAACCGAACGAUCAAGUCUUAAACACGCUGAGUUGCAUCGCAGUGGGGAAGCGAACCUUAAAGAUCGUGCUGGCCAACAUGCACAUAACCGACGAUGAUUUGCGACCCCUCGUGCCAUUGCUAUCGAAAUUUGACCAAAUGAUCACCCUCGACAUCAGUAAUAACAGAUUCGGUGACAAUGGCGCACAGCUUCUUUGCAAAUCGAUGUUGGCCCACCCAGCGCUGAAGGAGCUCAAUAUUAGUGGAAAUUUUGUAACAGAUGCCAGUGCUGAUGCACUUCUGCAGCUUGCGGCGUCAGCAACGCAAUUGAUGGUGGUGAGGAAGCAAGGCACCAAUCUCAGUCCUGGUGUUUGUGAGGAACUCGAGAGGGCGCUCAGACGAGGACAAGGCUGUAGAAGCGCUCAGCGGUCCCUAGGAAGCGCAUCGCACGUUUCCAGGCGCGCCCAAUCCGAAGCAGAUGCGUACAACUCUCCUUCUGCAUUUUCUGGUGUUAGAUCAACAAACCCACCUCCCGUUGUAGCUCUCAACAGUGUGGGUUAUAAGUGGCAGCGACCCGCUGUUACGAGUAACUCAAAUAGCCCCACGCCAAUUUCCCUAAGUCCUUCCCCUCUCAACUACGUUUUGCAUGAGUGGGAUAGGUUGGGUGCAUGCAUGGGUUCGUUGGAUACAAACUGCGCACGGACACAACAGGGUGUGCGACUGCCUUGUAUCAUAGCGAAGGGGAAAAAAGAGGGAAUGUAA
This is a messenger RNA of Trypanosoma brucei brucei TREU927, 2055 nucleotides long. RefSeq lists its product as hypothetical. Bases 1 to 2055 code for a protein of 684 amino acids. NCBI's taxonomy places the organism in Eukaryota, Euglenozoa, Kinetoplastea, Trypanosomatida, Trypanosomatidae. The transcript has a single exon. The record is from RefSeq and is a predicted model, not a curated record.